UAAAUCCUCUAACAUCCCUCCUUAGGGUCAUGAGCUUGGACAUCCCACUACCAUCCUAUAGCUUGCUAACCACGAAUGCUCUUGCUGGAAUAACAACUGAUCGAAUUUUUCCAUCUUUGCGUAAGAAGAAGUUGGCCGAUAGGAUUUUAGUUCUCUAAGCGAAUUCGGUAUAUUUCACUAUAAGCCUCGAUCCUAUAUUGAGCAUGGAACCUGGCGAUUAUCAAGAUAGAGCUGUCCCGUCUUGGCAUGAGAAUAAUACUGAACAGGACGACAUUAUUGAUGGACUACCCUGGGCCACCGAACAUGCAAAAAUUCCCACCUCGUUAGAAGAGGAUGGCAGCAUCUUUUCGAUGGAUGGAGCAAUGGAGCGCUGGGGAAAACGUAAAAAACCACCGGUGUCAGCUAUAUUUAUUCAUGCCGGGGCUGGAUACCACAGCGUUGCCAAUGAAAGCCUACAUCUAGAAGCCUGCAAUGAAGCUGCACGUCUGAGCAUAAAACUCCUUCGUUCAGGCCAUUCGGCUAUCGAUGCUGUUGAGGCUGCUAUCAAAUCCCUCGAAGACAAGGAGAUCACCAAUGCAGGCUACGGAAGCAACUUGGCAAUAGAUGGGACGGUAGAGUGUGAUGCUACUUUGGUUGACCAUUUCGGUCGCAGCGGAGCGUGCGGUGCAGUUCCUAAUAUCAAGAAUCCAAUCUCCUUAGCCAAGAUGAUUCUCUUGUCUAGUAAUAAGCCCCUUUCUUUGCGUCGUGUUCCCCCGAACUUGCUCAUUGGGGAGGGCGCCAAGGAAUUUGCACGGGAAUCAGGUAUGCAUUUGGUUCCCAAUCAAUGGCUCGUAUCAAGGAAUGCUAGAGACCGCUAUAUCAGGUGGCAGGAAGACAUGAGGCGUGCGGAAGGCAAAUCAUUUUUGUCUCCAUCACCUGGCGCAUACGAGCAAGCUGUCGACGAUCAUAGCAAUGAAAUUGGCCAGAACGGACACCCGGACCAUAUGACUGCUAUACUGACAGGAACUUGGAAUGAAGGGCAGCCAGACUCCCCAGCUUCACCUGCUUCGCCGUGGGAUAAUGAGCCGCAUGUGGUAAUAAAAACUGGCCUUGAGCGCGGUCCAUUUCACUUCCCGGCAUUGGCUUCAAGCUCAAAAACUGCGGCUGGAGAAAUAUCAUCUCUCACUCCGAAACGACCACGAUUUAGUCCCCGCCCAAGUAGUGAAUCUCUGAAGUCGGAUCCCAGCAUAUCGAUAUCGAACGGCGUAAUUGGAGCAGCUGCUCACGAUGGCGGUGGUUCAGAUGUUCCUAUAGAACCCUUCAUGCCUAAAGCCGAACAAGGUCUUACCACUACGGCUGCGCUCUAUCCCGACGAGCGUCCACGUUUCAAGGCCGUUGAUCGUCAAAAGAAAAGUGAUAAAGAUGUCGAUAAAAUCACUGAUACAGUAGGCGCGAUUGCAAUCGACAUGUCUGGCAAAAUUGCUGCAGGGUCAUCUUCAGGUGGCAUCGGUAUGAAACAUCGAGGACGAAUUGGCCCGGCAGCCUUGGUAGGGGUUGGGACAGCCGUGGUUCCGAUAGAUGAAAGGGAUCAAGAUGGUAUUGCUGUCGCUGCUGUAACCAGCGGCACGGGAGAGCAUAUGGCUACUACUAUGGCGUCGCAAAAAUGUGCCGAGCGAAUUUACCAAGGUACACGUCGUGGGCCAGGUGGAAAAGAUGUAGCCGAGGAUGACGAGAGCUCCAUUCUCGAAGCCUUUAUUGCUAAUGAUUUCCAGGAACAUCCGGGUGUCAAAUAUUCUUCGUCAGCUGGAGCCAUUGGCGUCAUGGCCGUAAAGAAGGCCCCAAUGGGCUACUAUUUAUACUUCGCGCACAAUACUGACUCUUUUGCUGUAGCCUCUAUGGGCUCUAAUGAUAUUCAGCCAUCUUGCGUCAUGUCGCGCGUCAAGGAAGGAAGUUCUGGACUCGGUCGUAUUGCUCAAGGUGGUCGUAAAAUUCACGUCUAGACUGGCUUGCUGGCUUUGCCAGAACGUUGAUAUCCGCUUUAUAAGACUGGUUGUAUUAACUCGGAGGCUCUUAGCAGGGGCUGUCGGUUUUCCUUCACCUCAUACUCGCCCUCUCACCUAUACUCAGUCUGAUUAUACUUCUAACCUUUACGCUAUCCUUAUUACCCAUACACCUAAGCUCAAAACGAAUUGCGAAUUGUGGUGCACCGGAACCGGCGUUUUCGAGAUACCCCCGGAUGCUACUUUCAUCCUAACCGCAAAUACUUCGGUCUUGUCCUCGAAGGAAUCAUUGUAUUCAAGUCAGUAGUACAUAGUAACUCUCAAAUUGCAGCUGAGCCA
Messenger RNA from Daldinia caldariorum, 2318 nucleotides. RefSeq names its product N-terminal nucleophile aminohydrolase. The record is from RefSeq and is a predicted model, not a curated record. Gene Ontology annotation, molecular function: threonine-type endopeptidase activity. The coding region runs from base 204 to 1979 and encodes 591 amino acids. The transcript is spliced from 3 exons. Gene Ontology annotation, biological process: protein maturation. Lineage: Eukaryota; Fungi; Ascomycota; Sordariomycetes; Xylariales; Hypoxylaceae.